ACAUUCGAUGUUUUUGUGUUUAAAUCGUGUUUUAUAUCGGUUAAAAAUGUAUUUAAGGCCCGAAGUGUUAUGACUAUUAGUUUUUUAUUGUUAUUGAAUUAUUUAUUUAUUAAAUUCAGUGGGUUGACGCAGAUUCUGUAUGUAGUUCAAUAUGGCACCGCUGUCACUGAAGAUAAUUGUGGACGAGGGAGCCAUCACACGGACUCUCAUGUUCGAUACAACGACCACCGUGCAGCAGGCGGACCACAUCGUGAAAGAGAAGAUUCUGACAUUGGAUCAGGAUAAAGAAUACGGUUUUUUCCUCACCUCUGCUGACAACGAGUGCUCUGGAGUAUGGUUGGAGGACCACAGAACCCUGGAGUACUAUAUGCUGAGGGAGGGGGACUCCUUGUACUAUCUGGAGAAGGUCAGGAACCUCAGAGUUCGGAUGCUAGACGGUUCCGUAAAAACGAUGCAAGUCGACGAAUCGAAGAAUAUUGGUGACCUGAUGGUGCUUAUUUGUGAGAAAAUAGGUAUCACUAAUCACGAUGAAUACGGCUUGUGUCGUGAAGACCAGGUGGAAGAUGAAAUGAAGCCCAUGACAGGAACGUUGACCCUGAAGAAGAAAUCGCAAAUCCGGGAGAAGGAUGCAAAAUUGGAACAAUUGAGGAAGAAAUUAAAAACUGACGAUAAUGUUCAGUGGCUAGACCAGCACAAAACAUUACGAGAACUACACGUAGACCCAAAGGAAACGCUUCUGUUCAAACGCAGGUUGUUCUACUCCGACCGUAAUGUAGACUCCAGGGAUCCGGUGCAGCUCAACCUGCUUUAUGUCCAGACCAGAGAUGCCAUCUUGGAUGGACGUCAAGUAGUCACUGAGGAUAGAGCCGUUGAGUUCGCUGGUAUCCAAUGCCAAAUACAAUACGAAGACUUCAAUGAAGACAAACAUAAGCCCGGUUUUAUUGAAAACUUAAAAGAAUUCCUCCCAGUCCAGUACAGCACGAGCUGGGGAAUUGAAAAGAGAAUAUUCAAGGAGCACAAAAAGCACCACGGUUUGAGUCCGUUGGAGGCUAAGAAUCUAUACACGAAAACUGCUAGAGAAUUGCCUACUUAUGGCGUCACUUUCUUCUUAGUUAAGGAAAAACAAAAAGGCAAAAAGAAGCUGGUGCCUCGUCUAUUGGGCAUCAACUCGGAGUCAAUUCUGCGGCUGGACGAAGGGACAAAGGAAAUACUCCAAGUGUGGCCUCUCACUCAGGUGAAGAGUUAUAGAGCUGGGAGUGAAUCCUUCACACUGGAUUUUGGAGAUUAUAGUGAAAAAGAAUACGCCGUGAAAACAAACGAUGCCAUGAGAAUCAGGGACAUUCUGCAGGGUUAUAUCGACAUUAUCAAGAAGAGACUUGCUGCUCCAUACAAUGUCACUUACACACAAGGGGAAGCCAUGUGCGAAGACAAUGUGGAAAUAUCCAGAGGAACCAUCAUACAAAACGUUGUUCCCAACAAAGUCGUCGAACAGUCGUUUGUUGGUCCGAGCCGGAUCAUAUCCGUCGAACAAGGACGAAACGCGAGCGGAGGCACGAAAAUCGUCACCGUUCACGAGAUGGUCACCACCACAAGAACUACCAACUCACAGCAAGCAUUUAAAGGUGAAAUCCUGUCCGAGACUCCACAGACCUUUGGCAAGAGAUUGAACCGCAUGAAUUCAUUCUCCGUGAAAACUGUGGUUUUGUUAUCAGAUCCUUCCAAAGAAAAUAUUGAUGAUGUCCACCGCAUCGCAUGUAACAUGGAGAGCGAACUACCAACACUUGUUAAAGGUGUUAGAGAAACGGCCAGAAAUCUAGACGCUGAUAAAUCAAAGAAGCUUCUAGACGAAUUGGACGAAUUGUGCGAUUAUAUUAAUAACUUCUCUAGUUUGGUCAAUGAUCCGAAUUGCGGUUCUCCAGAAAAAGUCUCAGCGGCGAAGGACUAUGCUAUGAAAAUAGCGGAUAUUUCUGCUCAAAUGUACUUAGCUCUAGAUCCUAAGACAAAAGGCAGGGCCCAAUUGAUCAAGAGUUCGCGCAAUAGUUUUAUAGCAGACGAGAAGACAGAAGCUCAUCUCCGUCGGUUGUCCUACAGGACUGCCGCCGAGAUGGCGCAUGAGGCUGUCGAUAAGGCUUACACUGAAUUGGAUACGCAACAUCGAGGACACGUACCAGAUGCGGUCAUAGUUGAGAAUCUAGAGAAGGCCCUAUUUAAUAGAAUCGGUAAACUUAAUGCCGCUGUAGCGUUACUACUGAAUGCUCAUUCAGAUCCAAACAACGUGGACUAUUCAACAGCUGUGACUUGUAUGACAACGAUUAAAGAGUUGAUCCCCGAAAUCAUUCUAGAUGUAAAAACAUUGAAUAGUGGUGAAAAUGAUGAUGCAAGGUUAGCUUUAUCGGAUGAAAUCAAAAAGCUGUUGGAUAGAACUGCAGCGUUGUGCCGACUCACUGGAACUGACGAUACCCAGAAAAUUCAAGACGCUGGUAAAGCAUAUGGUGAUGUAGCAAGAAAGCUUGUUUUUACAUUCAAUCGCGGAGAGAAGAGAAGAUAUGCUAUUGAUAAGGAAAAUGAGAUAAUAGAUCUAGCCAAAGAGGUUGGUGACAAAACAUCACACCUACUCAUGGACGUGAAAGAACUCAAUGGUCUGGCUUCUGAAGACCCUCGAUCUCAAGAAGUGGAUACAGCUGGUGCCAAGUGUUCUGAUGCAGCCAGGGAACUUGUUGUUUGUGCUGAGUUAACGGCACCAUCUAUCCACGAACCGCACUGCCAAAGUGCUCUCACAGCAGCCUGUGAAAACCUCUCAUCUUCAGCACAGCACUUGACAAACACGUACAAGCCAAUAAUAGAUGAUCCUGGACGACAUUACUAUGGAAAGAAGCUGCAUAAUAGAGCUAUGGAGCUGAUGAAGGCGUUGGAGAGGCUGCAAGACGCGUAUUCGAAUCUAGAUAAUAAUAAAAUUAAUCCAGACGGAGACAUUGAUGAAAUCGACCAAGAGAGUCAAAAUCAGAAGCUGAAGUUUAUAGCAACUUUAUCGGGUGCUAAGAAAGCGUUGCAAGAAGCGGAACAGCGCUUGGAAGACGUUAAAAGCAAUGAUACUAAUUAUGCCCCUCUAUCAGAAGCAGGUGUCAACCAACUUCGUAAACAACUGUCUCAGAAAAUAGCUCAACUGAAUGCUGCUAUCGCAUCUCUGACCAAAUCCGUGUCUGAAAAUCCAGAUUAUAAGACAACUGAAGCGGCAAUUAGCACACUAUCUCAACUCACUCCGGAAAUAAUGCGAGAUGCAAAAAUAUUAGAAGCUCACAUGAAUGAUGGAACUCAGCAAGAAAUGUCGCAAAACCUAAGAGCAAUGUUGGAAGCGACCAAAAAUAUUUGCACCAGUGCAGAAAAUAAUAACAACCAGGAUCUCAACGAAGCCACCAUGGAGUUCGCCAAGGCGUCUGGAAAACUAUAUUAUGUUUUCAAUCCUCGUGCUGAUUCGAGAGUAGAAAAUGAGAUAAUAGAUCUAGCCAAAGACGUUGGUGAGAAAGCUUCAUACCUGCUGAUGGACGUUAAUGAACUGAAUGGUGCCAUCGCUGACAACCCUCGGAGUGAUGACCUGGAUGCCGCUGGUGUUCAAUGCUCUGAUGCAGCGAGUGGAUUGGUUUCUUGCGCUGAGUUAGUAGCGCCCACUAUACGCGACGCACGCUGUCAAAGCGCGCUGACAACAGCAUGUGAGAAUCUAGCAUCUACAGCUGACCAACUGGCUCACAGCUACAAAUCCAUCGUAGAUGAGCCUGGACGACAGGAUUAUAGAAGCAAACUACACGAUAGAUUAAUGGAUCUUACCAAAGCUUUAGAAAGAUUGCAGGAUGCAUAUAGCAAUUUACAUGAAAACAAUGAAAUUAACCAAGAUGAUGAAGGAAAUGAUAAUAAACCUGAAAAGUUGAAGUUUAUUGCAUCUCUAUCAGGCGCUAAAAGAGCAUUGCAGGAUGCUGAAAAACAGUUGCAAGAUGGCAAUCGUGAUGAAUUUGCUGGAGAUAAUAUCAAGACAAAAGCAGAUGCUCAAAGAAUUCGCAAGUCAUUGGCAGACAAAAUAGCGCGUCUUAAUGCAGCUAUCGCAUCCCUAUCCGAAGCUGUAUCUGAUAAUCCAGAUUAUAAAGCAACUGAAGCUGCUAUUAGUACCCUCACUCAACUCACUCCAGAAAUAUUGAGAGAUGCAAGAAUGUUGGAAAAUCACUUGGAUGAUGAAACUCAGCAAGGAAUGAUCCAAGACCUUAAAGUCAUGCUAGAAGAGGCCAAAAAUAUUUGCGCAAGCGCAGAAAAUAACGAUAGCCAGGAUCUCAACGAGGCUACAAUGGCAUACGCCAAGUCAUCUGGUAAACUAUAUUAUAUAUUCAAUCCUCGUCGUGAUACAAGAAAAGAAAAUGAGAUCUUAGACCUGGCCAAGGAUGUGGGUGAGAAAGCGUCAUACCUGCUGAUGGAUGUGAAUGAGUUGAACGGUGCCAUCGCUGGAGACCCUCGGAGUGAAGACCUGGACGUUGCUGGAGUCAAAUGCUCUGAUGCUGCUAGCAGACUUGUUUCUUGCGCUGAGUUAAUUGCACCCACUAUACGCGAUGCACGUUGUCAGAACGCGCUCUCAGCAGCUUGUGAAAACCUUGCUUCAUCAGCCCACCAACUAGCUAGCACCUACAAACCCAUAGCAGACGAACCGGGACGACAUGAUUAUAGAAAUAAAUUAAACGACAAAUUCGAGGAUCUUCUCAAAUCCUUGGAAAAAUUGGAAGAAGCAUAUCGCAGUUUAUAUGAUGACAAUGAUGGAAUUGAUGCAAAUGAAUCUGACAUGAUAAAAACACAAAAACAGAAGUUAAAUGCAUCUCUAUCGAGCGCUAAGGAAGCAUUGCAAGAUGCUGAAAAACAACUUCAAGACGUCAACCGUGAUAAGUUUGUUAAAGAUGUACGUAAUACCAAUACAGAAGCCGACGUGCAACGGCUUCGAAAUUCAUUAUCACAGAAAAUUGCACAACUCAAUGCUGCAAUUGCUUCCUUGUCUCGCUCCGUAUCUGAUAACCCAGAUUAUCAAACAACGGAUUCGGCUAUAGGCACAUUAUCUCAAAUUACCCCGGAGAUAAUUCGAGAUGCAAGAAUUUUGGAAUCCUACCUGAGCGAUGGAACGGAAAAAGAAAUGUUAGAAAACCUUAAAGCCAUGGUCGAAGCUACUAAAAAUAUUUGUGCUAGUGCAGAAAACAACAGUAGCAAGGAUCUACAUGAAGCUACGAUGGAAUUUGCAAAAUCUUCUGGAAAAUUAUAUUAUGUAUGUAAUCCUCGUGCUAAUAAUUCGAGAAAAGAAAAAGAGAUCACAAAACUGGCCAAAGAUGUAGGAGACAAAACAACAGUGCUUUUACAAGAAGCUAAACAACUUAUCAAAGUACUGCCCGAUGAAAGGCAAGCUAAAAGGGUAGAAGACGCAAGUGACAAAUGCGCUGAUGCUGCAAAGCAACUGAUUGCAUCUACAGAGAUAACUGCCCCAACGAUCCACGAAGCCCGUUGUCAAGAUACACUAACAACAGCCUGUGAAAAGGUCGCAUCGGUAGUGCAAGACUUGGCGAUCGCUUACAAGCCUUUGGUAGACCAUCCUAGUCGCCAACAAUUUGGAAAAAGAUUAGUUGUUAAGAGCAUGGAUCUCAUUCAUGCUUUGGACAAAUUAAAAGAUGCUUAUUCUAAUGGUAAAUUUGAAGAUGAUAUUCAAACAUCGGAUGAAAAACAUAAGCAAAAACAACAAUUCAAAGACAAUUUGUCAUCCGCUAUACAAGCCUUACUAGAUGCUGAACAGCAGUUGCAAAGUAGUGCUAACUUUGGAGAUAAAACAAGUAGCAAAAUCAAAAAUGAUGAUGACGCAAAGGAUUUGCGGCUAUCUUUAUCUGAAAAAUUGGCGCAAUUGAAUGCGGCAAUCGCUUCACUACUUCGUGCUACCAAUGAUGACAUCGAUUACGACUCAGCGAAUGCUGCUAUAAACACCAUAACACGUCUUACUCCAGAUCUAAUUAAAGAUGCAAAAUACCUUGAAUCACAUCUGGACGACAAAGACCAAGAUAAGAUAUCUGAAAAUAUUAGGGGCAUGUUAGAAGCGAGUAAAGGAUUAGUUUUAUGUGCAGAAGAUAAUAAUUUUAAGCAACUCAAGGAGGUAGCGUACGAUUUUGCCAAUUCAUCUGGAAAGCUGUAUUAUGUCAUUAAUCCUCGUGCAAAUCCAAGACGGGAGAAUCAGAUACUGGAUCUUUCGAGAGGCGCUUGUGAAGAUACAUCUAAAUUACUGAUAAAAGUUUACGAUCUCGCGAAGAAUGUCGGUGGUGAAGAUGGCGCUAAGCUUGACGACGCUGGAACUAAAAUUGUUGAUUCUGCUCAGACAUUCCUUACUGCAGCACUAAUGACCGCACCCACCAUGUAUGAUCCCGAAUGUCAAACAACGAUGAUAUCAUUUACGGAUAAAUUUUCCAACCUGGUCAAAGAUUUAGAGGAUCUCUGGACUCCGUUGGUCGAAGACAAACCAGAUAUCAAAGAUAAUUUAUCCAGGGAGAAAGAUGUAGUGCAAGCUUCCUUGGAAAGAUUGAAAGCUGCUUGUUUAGAUAAUAGUAUGAACGAAAUUAACGCAGAGAAAGAGCAACUUCUUUCAACAGUUGCAGAAGCGAAGGAUAGAAUUAAACAAGCACAAUUUCUGUGCACCAAAGAAAGAUUGAGGGAGUUACCGCCACCACACGUACACGAAUUCUACGCCACGACUGUUUCAAGUGGAUGCAGUAAACAGACAAGCAUCAUGCCUACAAAAAUGCGAUUAUUCGAUAAACUAUCGCACAUGAAUGAGAGUACAGCUUUAUUAGUACAAGCUGUAUCAGAUGAUGAUAGUAAAGAUUAUAAAACAACGGAAGACAUUGUUAAAAAUAUUUCUCAUCUCGUACCUGAUAUUAUACAAGAUGCUCUCUCUAUGCACGAAUAUCUCGCUGAUUCCACAUUACAAGGUGUGAUUGCAGAAGCAAAGUCACUGUGUGAAGCGAGCCAUGACAUAUGUUCCAAUAUUGAAGCCAAAGAUGUUGAGGGACUGAACAAAGCUGCAUCGAAAUACGCAAACUCCUCAGGAAAACUGUUCUGCCUGUUCAGUCAUAAGCCUGAUGUAGACAAGGAGAAUCAGAUAUUGAACCUGGCGCGGUCAGCGUGCGAGAGAGCGUCACUGAUGCUGUCCCGCGUCUCUCGGCUCGCGCAAGCCGUGCCAUCGGCUGAGGCUGAACAGCUGGAUAAAGCGGGAGUGAAGCUGGCUGAUGCUGCGCAAGUGCUACUCACCAAUGCGCAGAUAACAGCUUCCAGUAUUGAAGAUACUCGUUGCCAAUCAGCACUUAAUUCUUCAAUCGAUAGAGUAUCCCGUAUUGCUCAUGAUCUAGGAUCGAUCUGGAAUCCGUUAAUCCAGGAACCACAUCAGCAACUCGGUGAACAACUUAAUAAAGAUCUCCAACAACUGCAAGCCGAACUGGAGAACCUAAAGGGUACAUGCCAAUGUAUUGCAACAAAAACGCCACGACAGUCAUGGGCACAAGAAGAGAUUGUUGAAAUGAACGAUCCUAAAAUACUGGAGAAAACUUCUACAAAAAAAAUGCCCGAGGCCGACACUCAAAUAGUGGAAGAAAUAAUAAUUGAAGAAACUCCCUUACGAGAAUCAGCAUCAGAGAUACUCAACUCUAUCGUGCACGAUAUCAACCAGGGAAAUCUUACACCAGACGAAAGCAAAACGAGGGUAGCUCUUAAAAACAAAUUGGAAGCUGCAAUAAAAGCUUUGGAUGAAGCGAAUGCUCGUUGUAGGCGAGAUCCUAAUGAUUCGAAGAAGCGAGAAGAGUUGGAAAAUGUCAUUUUAAAUCUGCAACACGCGUGCCUUCAAUCAAGACGAAACGGACAAGAGAGCAACAUUGUAGACUUAAUGGACUACGUAAGUGACGUUACCUCCGCUGCUGAUGAAAUAAUGACAGCAACAAUUUCUAUCAAUCCUGACCACGGAAAGAAGGCGCUCAUUGACAUAAGAGACGAAUGUGAAAGAAUAAAAUACAAUGCUGAAGAAUUAUCAAAUCCUCAAGACAUACACACAGACGACAGCGUCAUCGACACCAUGAUGCUGAUUGAAAAAUUUGCCGCGGAUUGUGAUAAUGGUGUGCAUGCUAUAGAAGAAGCAAUUAACAAUUUCCACGACGACAAUUCUAAGAAGAUGCUCAGUGACAAACAUCGUCAAUUGAACAACACCUGCAACCUGCUCAGAUUUGCAACGAAAGGUAGCAUCUCAUCAGCUGCUGCCGCUAAUUAUGAAGAAAAUCUUCAGAAUUUACUCGACACGGAAGAGAAAAUACGUGAUUUUUUGGACGCGCAAAAAGAAUCAGAGGAACAGGAGCAACCUAAUGAAGAUCUUAAAAAAGCACGCAAAGAAGCAGCUAAAGACGCACAAAUAGCCCUCUUCAAAACGGUGGUAGCUGGCAAAGACAACAACUUACCUCAAGUACUGACACAAUAUGCUGUUAAAUUGGAAGCUUCUACACCUAAAGACAGUAGCAGUCGAAGAAAGCUUUCAGAACAUCUCAAUAACUUGUCCAACUUACUAAAGAAGUUAUCGCACACGCGGUCUAGACAAAUUGCAACGUGGCAGGAGGGUGAUAACGAUGACGUCAUCAAUAUUAGUAAAGAAAUUGAACAGGAGCUGAAUUCAUUUGAUCUUGGAGUUGGACAAACAAAACCAGGACUACAGACACUUCAUGAAAUCAAUCUGGACAAUUUGUUCCAACCCAAAAAAAUAUUUGUUUCUGGUGAUGACAAGGAAAUGCAAGCCAAAUUCGACCAGCAAACACAAAAACUGAAUACCCUGAUAGGUGCUGUGGUGGAGUGCUCCCAGAAACCGGAAAAUUUAGCCAGAAAUGUACACAGCGCGGCCACAUCUGCUUCUGAAGUCGCUUCCAUUGCUAAAUCUAUGAAAAAUAAGGACGUAAUUCAAGAAAGUAAAAUCGAAGAAGCUAUAAAAGAACUGAAAAGUUCUACAUAUCAUCUACUGAAGACGUCGGAGUCGACCCAAAACGCAGCUGGCCGGCGAAAAUUGCUGGACGCCUGUCGAGCUCUCAGCGAAACUGUGAACAAACUAGCCCGUUCAGUCUCCCCGCUGCACAAAUGGCAGCGCGACUGUUCAGAGCUCCAGCGCAACCUGCAGCUGCAACAGAGCUUCGUCAGCACCGAUCUGCCUGCGUGCGCGCUCAGCUUUGCGGACUGCGUGGACGCGUUGGUUACGCAGCAGGAUGUUAUACAAAAACUUCAAAGCGAAGACUUAAUGUCUCGCAGUGACUGCAUCACCACGCUACGAUACGUGUCCACUGCCGCAUGCAGCAGUGCCGAGCUUGCUGCGCAUUCUGCAUAUCUCGUAUCAAUUUCCGAAGAUGACAAUGAAGUGGCUAAGAAAGGUCUAGUGGAUACGGACAGACUUACAAACUUAACAGAAAAUAUUGAAGAAGUUGUAUCCAAAAUGAUGUACACAAACGACAUUGGACUGAUGAAGAAUUUAAACACAGCUCUAAGCACACAUGUUCAACAAUACUUAGAAGUUGUUGAAGAUUGUUGCAACAAAGUUAACAAAGAAGACAGCAAUAAAAUUAAGGCACUUUCGAAAGAAGUUACUCCAGCAACGAGUGAACUUCAGCGGUCUAUAUAUUCGACACCUUUUGAGGGUAAAGAUGUACUAGUAAACAGUGCAAGAGUAGUAGAAAGAGUACAAAGGGUCAACUUCACCAUCAACCGCUUGCCCUUACCGAAACGGGACGAUUCGCCAAGCAAACGUCAAGAUGUUAAAGAAAUUGUGGAUAAUGCAAGGAAUUUACUAUCAAACACAUCGGAUCUGGUGAAGCAAGUGUCAUCAUCAGAAGAAGAGGUGAUGACGUGGGUGAUGUACGGUAGAGAUAACGUCAUCAAGGCGUACGAAGCUCUGCUAAAUUGCGUCAGGGAAAAGGGAAUGAAGGCGAAACUUUUACAAUCGGAAGCCACGAAAGAGGAACUCGACGCGCCGCCAAAGAGUAAUCUACAGAAGCAGAUCGAGUUGACGAAUAAGUGGCUACAGAACCCUGGCUGCAAGCCUGAUGUUAAGGCCGCUGCUAUAAAGGCAGCACAGCAUGUCAUCGAAAUGGGAGACAAGAUGUGGGAAGACUUAAAAGACCCCGAGAAAGAAGAAAUGUUACAAGUAGUUACUGAAACAAAACAACUUCUGAAGGAUUGCUCGCAAACAUAUAAUAGCGAAAAAGCCAGUCUCCUUCUCGAGAGACUUCGAGACCUUAGGAAGAUGCUGGAACGCGGUGUCGUCACAAGGGUGGUGGAAGACUUCUUAGAAGAACAGCCCCUCGAAGAUAUCGAAGCUAUCCAUAAAGAGAAAGAUGCGAAGAAACGGGAAUUCCUCUUGGAUAAGAAGAUAGCUGAGCUCCUGGCACAACUGGGUAGGAUCAAACGAACUGCCACAUUUGUGUCGGACACCAGCGCCGCGCCUGUUCGACAGGAACUACUUACUGUCAGUGAUCAGGUAGAGCUUCUGGCACCAUCUUUAGUGAAAGCAGUCCAAGAAACUGUGCGGAAACCAAAUGACGAGGAGGCGAUAGACAACUACAAGAAGCUGAUCCUGCAAUAUGCAGAAUCGUUGAGCCGGGUCCGCGAACUGUGCGACCGGGCCGUCGAUCCCAUGGACUUUGCACAAGCGGCCGGUGAAACAAUGGCGCGUAUCAAAGAAAACUCACAAAAUGAUCCACAGAAAUCACUACACACUACAAGAAUCAUCACCAAGCUAGGAAACCGUGUGGUAGAAGCUGGUAUGUCCAGUCCUAACGUGCAGAAAGAUCCGGAAUUACAGAAGACAUUAGCGGACAUCAAGAAAAGCAUAUCCGCUGCUGCGAGCGCACGCGCAGAUUUGACUACGGAGAUAAUACGGAAGACGGGUGAGAUCGAAUCAGCUCUUGGUGGAGAAACCAUCUUCCAGAAGGAACCGGAACCGGACCAACCUAUCUUUGCUGCUGCACACGGUCUACACGCGGCGGUGCGUGAUUGGUCGGCAAGAGACAACGAGGUGGUCGCCGUCGCCAAGAGAGUGGCGGUGCUUAUGGCGCAACUGUCCCAUCACAUGUAUAACGAUCGCAAACGAGAGCUCAUAGCAACAUCGAAAGCAAUAGUAGCGAAGUCGCAUGAAGUGACCCAGCUUGCGAGGAAGCUGGCCCUGCAGUGUACAGACCUCAGGAUACGUAAUAACCUGCUCCAAUUAUGCGAGAGGAUAAUAACAAUUAGCGGCCAGUUGAAGAUGUUGACCACAGUGAAGGGCUCCUCUUUGGGACAUCAAGGAAGCGAAGAAGACAAAGAGGCAAUGAAUAUGCUCGUUGGAAAUGCACAAAACCUGAUGAUAAGUAUAAGAGAAGUCGUGAAUGGAGCGGAGAGUGCUUCUGUGAAAAUCAUGUCACAGCGGGGACGUCGCAUCAAGUGGGUGCGACGAAAUUAUUAUUAGAUAAUUUUGUUCUUUUAUUUUGUAAUAAGCAGAGAUUUAUAAUACAUAUG
Zerene cesonia (dogface butterfly) is the source of this 11565-nucleotide messenger RNA. RefSeq names its product talin-1-like. The record is from RefSeq and is a predicted model, not a curated record. Lineage: Eukaryota; Metazoa; Arthropoda; Insecta; Lepidoptera; Pieridae. The transcript has 94 exons. Gene Ontology annotation, cellular component: cytoskeleton; plasma membrane; focal adhesion. Gene Ontology annotation, biological process: cell-cell adhesion. Gene Ontology annotation, molecular function: actin filament binding; structural constituent of cytoskeleton; integrin binding. The coding region runs from base 152 to 11515 and encodes 3787 amino acids.